Messenger RNA from Anopheles maculipalpis, 1618 nucleotides. It is a transcript of the gene Caf1-55, whose product is annotated as chromatin assembly factor 1 p55 subunit. Gene Ontology annotation, molecular function: histone binding. Gene Ontology annotation, biological process: regulation of gene expression. The transcript has 2 exons. Bases 290 to 1579 code for a protein of 429 amino acids. Gene Ontology annotation, cellular component: NuRD complex; ESC/E(Z) complex; nucleus. NCBI's taxonomy places the organism in Eukaryota, Metazoa, Arthropoda, Insecta, Diptera, Culicidae. The record is from RefSeq and is a predicted model, not a curated record.
GUUGCCGGUAGAAUAUUUGCUAUUCGGCAUUUUGGUGGCCAGUGGAACUGAACGCCGCUUUGACAAACGCACGCACGCACACAUACACAUACAGAGACGCGCGCGCACGUAGCGUCGAAAAAAGAGGUACGGGAACCGACUUGCUGUUGCUGCUAGGCACCAAAAUCAGCCCAACGGCGCCGUUCCGCUGUAGCUCUCGUCCAUUUGCCAAGGUUGACCAUUUUGGCGGGAGCUUGUUCAAGUGAAGUUCGGUUUUUGGAGCCGUUGUUCCUCAACAGGGUGCAUCAAAAUGGGUGAUCGAGCAGAUGGUGCAGAAGCAUUCGAUGAUGCCGUGGAGGAGCGUGUCAUUAAUGAGGAGUACAAAAUUUGGAAGAAAAACACUCCCUUCCUGUACGAUUUGGUCAUGACACACGCGCUCGAGUGGCCUUCGCUAACUGCCCAGUGGCUGCCGGAUGUGACGAAGCCGGAAGGGAAAGAUUACUCGGUGCACCGGCUCAUACUCGGUACGCACACAUCGGACGAGCAGAAUCAUCUGCUGAUCGCGAGUGUGCAGCUGCCGAAUGAGGACGCACAGUUCGACACGGGCCACUACGAUAAUGAGAAAGGCGAAUUUGGUGGAUUUGGAUCGGUGUCGGGAAAGAUUGAGAUUGAGAUAAAAAUUAACCACGAGGGUGAAGUGAACCGGGCUCGCUACAUGCCACAAAAUCCGUGCGUGAUCGCCACGAAAACACCAUCGAGCGAUGUACUGGUGUUCGACUACACGAAACAUCCGAGCAAGCCGGAACCGAGUGGAGAGUGUCAUCCGGAUCUGCGACUGCGUGGCCACCAGAAGGAGGGUUACGGUUUGUCGUGGAACCCGAACCUGAACGGGUAUUUGCUGUCCGCCAGUGACGAUCAUACCAUCUGCCUGUGGGACAUUAAUGCCACACCGAAGGAGCAUCGGUUGAUCGAUGCGAAGAACAUCUUCACCGGACACACGGCGGUGGUAGAAGAUGUGGCUUGGCAUUUGCUGCACGAAUCACUGUUCGGUUCGGUGGCCGACGAUCAGAAGCUAAUGAUCUGGGAUACACGGUGCAACAACACCUCGAAACCGUCCCAUACGGUUGACGCACAUACGGCCGAGGUGAACUGUCUCAGCUUCAAUCCGUACUCGGAAUUUAUUCUGGCGACGGGUUCAGCAGACAAGACGGUCGCACUGUGGGAUUUGCGCAAUCUGAAGCUGAAACUACACUCGUUCGAAUCGCACCGGGAUGAGAUCUUCCAGGUGCAGUGGUCACCGCACAACGAAACGAUCUUGGCCUCGUCUGGCACGGAUCGCCGACUGCACGUGUGGGAUCUGUCGAAGAUCGGGGAGGAGCAGAGCGCGGAGGAUGCGGAAGAUGGGCCGCCAGAGUUGCUGUUCAUUCACGGGGGCCAUACGGCCAAGAUAUCGGACUUUUCGUGGAACCCGAACGAACCGUGGGUCAUUUGUUCCGUGUCGGAGGAUAACAUUAUGCAGGUGUGGCAGAUGGCGGAAAACAUGUACAACGACGAGGAUCCGGAUGUUCCGGCAAGUGAGAUUGAGGGUGGUGCACCUUAAUCUCGAUUUUUUAAUACAUUCGCGCAUAAUUAUUUGCAA